Messenger RNA from Neofelis nebulosa (Clouded leopard), 1221 nucleotides. Its product is annotated as olfactory receptor 3A10. Gene Ontology annotation, cellular component: membrane. Gene Ontology annotation, molecular function: olfactory receptor activity; G protein-coupled receptor activity. Gene Ontology annotation, biological process: G protein-coupled receptor signaling pathway. The transcript has a single exon. The record is from RefSeq and is a predicted model, not a curated record. The coding region runs from base 49 to 996 and encodes 315 amino acids. Lineage: Eukaryota; Metazoa; Chordata; Mammalia; Carnivora; Felidae.
UGGCAGGUUCAGGUCUUCUCCCACUACAGAGCUCAGCAGCAGCAGCCUAUGGAGCCAGGCGCCUGGGGGAACAGGACAACUGUCACUGAGUUCAUCCUUCUUGGCCUGACAGAAAACGUAAGACUGAAACCCAUCCUUUUUGUCAUCUUCCUCUUUGCCUAUGUACUCACCAUAGGGGGCAACUUCAGCAUCCUGGCUGCCAUCUUUGUGGAGCCCAAACUCCACACUCCCAUGUACUACUUCUUGGGGAACCUAUCUCUGCUGGACAUUGGAUGCAUCACUGUCACUGUCCCUCCAAUGCUAGCAUGUCUCCUGCCCCCCCAGUGCAGAGUCCCCUACGCUGCCUGCGUUUCACAGCUCUUCUUCUUCCACCUCCUGGCCGGUGUGGACUGUCACCUCCUGACAGCCAUGGCCUAUGACCGCUACCUGGCCAUCUGCCAGCCCCUCACCUACAGCACCCGCAUGCGCCGUGAAGUCCGGGGUGCCCUGAUGGCCAUUUGCUGCACUGUCUCCUUUAUCAAUGCUCUGACUCACACGGUGGCUGUGUCCGUGCUUGACUUCUGCGGCCCUAAUGUGGUCAACCACUUCUACUGCGACCUCCCACCCCUUUUCCGGCUCUCCUGCUCCAGUAUCCACCUCAAUGGGCAGCUGCUUUUUGUGGGGGCCACUUUCAUGGGGGUGUUCCCCAUGAUCCUCAUCUCAGUGUCUUACGCCCACGUCACAGCUGCAGUGCUACGAAUCCGUUCAGCAGAGGGGAGGAAGAAGGCCUUCUCCACGUGUGGCUCCCACCUCACCGUGGUCUGUAUCUUUUAUGGAACUGGCUUCUUCAGUUACAUGCGUCUGGGCUCAGUGUCAGCCUCAGACAAAGACAAAGGGAUUGGGAUCCUCAAUACUAUCCUCAGCCCCAUGUUGAACCCACUCAUCUAUAGCCUCCGGAACCCUGAUGUGCAGGGCGCCCUGAAAAGGGUGCUGAUGGGGAAGCGGCCUCCUGAAUGAGAAGGCAGGGCAUGAAAAUACCCCUCCCUCCUAGAGCACCCCCUGACUUUCCCAUGCUGAAGGCAUGAUGUCGGUCACAGGUGUCUUCAGGGGUGGGUUGAGGGAUGGGAGGAAGGUAGAUAGUAUGGACCAGAGUAGAGGAUGGUUUAUCUUGGAUUGGGGAGAAAAGCGAAACCUGGUAGGAGAUGGAUUAAAGUCAGGUGGGAGAAAAUUAUAAUGUGGGUC